UGUGUGACCCCCCGCGCGGCGCUGGAUGGACGCGCGAGACGUCGACGAGAGAGAAGGAGAGAGGACGACGCGGCGCGGCUCGACUCCACUCAACUAACCCUGUCCGCUCGCUCGCUUUCUGCACGUUUCGAUGAUUGAUUUAAACUAGUGUUCACCUAUAAUGUGCGUGCACUAGUAGAGUGUAAACACACACACACACGUUAUAUAUAAGUAUAUAUAUAUAGAGAGAAAGAAAACUCUCGAGUUUCCCGUGUGUAGGAGAAGAGGAGGCGAACGGAGCUGCUGCUGCUCUGCCGUUUUUUUAAAAAAAAGGUGGAGGAUUUGUCAGUGGCUCAAACUGCUUCAAACCAAAGGCGAGUGAGUUGAGUGUGAGUGUGAAAAGCGGGUUGGGCUGGGAGAAGAAAGCAGGAGGAGAAGGAGGAGGGAAAGUAGUAGGAGAAGAAGAAGAAGAAGAAGAAACGGCAGCAACGCAACGGCAACGGCAGCAGCAGCAGCAGCCGCCCUGUUAGAGGAGAGAAAAUGGGGUGCACCUUGAGUACCGACGACAAGGCGGCCGUGGAGAGGUCUAAGAUGAUCGACAGAAACCUGCGGGAGGACGGCGAGAAAGCGGCCAGAGAAGUCAAACUGCUGCUGUUGGGUUCUGGUGAAUCAGGCAAAAGUACCAUUGUUAAACAGAUGAAGAUUAUACAUGAGGAUGGUUAUUCAGAAGAAGAAUGCAAACAGUACAAAGCUGUUGUGUAUAGCAACACUAUUCAGUCUAUCAUCGCCAUUAUUCGGGCCAUGGGAAGAUUGAAGAUCGAUUUUGGUGACCCAGCAAGAGCUGAUGAUGCUCGCCAAUUGUUUGUCUUGGCUGGUGCAGCAGAAGAAGGGUUCAUGACUGCAGAGCUUGCAGGAGUAAUCAAGAGGCUGUGGAAAGACAGUGGUGUUCAGGCCUGCUUUAAUAGAUCCAGAGAGUAUCAACUUAAUGACUCAGCUGCAUAUUAUCUGAAUGACUUAGACAGGAUAUCACAAGCAAGCUAUGUUCCAACUCAGCAAGAUGUUUUGAGAACCAGAAUUAAAACUACAGGCAUUGUGGAAACUCAUUUCACAUUUAAGGAUCUACACUUUAAAAUGUUUGAUGUGGGUGGCCAGAGGUCUGAGCGCAAGAAAUGGAUCCACUGCUUUGAAGGAGUAACUGCUAUCAUAUUCUGUGUGGCGCUCAGUGAUUAUGACCUGGUUCUUGCAGAGGAUGAGGAAAUGAACCGAAUGCAUGAGAGUAUGAAACUGUUCGACAGUAUCUGUAACAACAAAUGGUUUACAGAUACAUCCAUCAUUCUGUUCUUGAACAAAAAGGAUCUCUUUGAAGAAAAGAUUAAAAGGAGUCCGCUCACAAUUUGCUUCCCUGAAUAUGCAGGAUCAAACACAUAUGAAGAGGCUGCAGCCUACAUACAGUGUCAGUUUGAGGAUCUGAAUAAACGAAAGGACACCAAGGAAAUCUACACUCACUUCACAUGUGCCACCGACACCAAGAAUGUGCAGUUUGUGUUCGAUGCAGUUACUGAUGUCAUCAUAAAGAAUAACUUAAAAGACUGUGGUUUGUUCUAAAGCUGUUGAAACAAGCGAUUGAAGGAGAACAUCUAAGCAGACAUAAAGCCGUCUGCUUUGGAGCUAAAUACUAAGCAGCAUACGCUGAUGGAUGGACCAGUACUGUACAAUUUACUAGUUUUAACAGCUAUAUUUAUGUUCUUGUAAAUUUUUUAAAGUAAUUAGAGUAGUCCACAUUCAGAAUUGUCUAAUUUGUACGUAUGCCUAUAUUUGUACCAACGUUUAUUGUAAAGCUUUUUUAAAGUUUUUUUUCCUCUAAGGGCUCUUAAGUCAGACUUCCUUUCAGGAGGAGAAUAUUUGAGUUCUUAAAGUACAUAAAUUCCUUUUUCGUUUGUUUCUGCAUGUCUUUCUAAUUAUGUAAAAUACUUUGCUUGGCAGCAUGAAGCAUGGAUUCUUUAAGCUAGCUGUUUUAAUGUGCCCACCUUAUUUGUUUUCAUACAGUAAUUGGGUGCAGCGCUGGUAUUCACCUCUCCAUUUGAGGACACAUUUUACCAUGUCCAUUGUUGCUUUCACAGCAGAUUGAAUACUAGUUGUCUGUUCUUGUGUAUUGCCUUAAAGGUAAUGCUCAAAUUUUAUAACUUUUAAACUGAAGCAAAUUGAAUUUUGUUUGUAAAUAAGAAUUAAAAUUUGUAUGUCUUUUGAAAGUAUUGUUCUUAACAGUUGGAAGAUGAUUUUGAACCAAUAUAUCACUGAAUAUAUGUAAUGAAAUGUUUGAAAACCAGUUUACGCUCCACCACAGAAAUGUGACUUAAUGGAAAUCCACUUGAUUCAAAGGAUAUCCUUUCUGUGUAGGAGCUUACAAGAUGAGAAUUCUGGUUAGUGAUACUAGAAGAGAUAACUUGAGUUUAUGUUGGUAAGGAAAAAAAGUAUGUUUUUUGUGUAUUUUUUAAAAGCUGUUCUUUGAUUAUGUAAAUUUUAAAUUGGAAGGGCAGACCAGUCACUGGGGGCCUGUUAACCCUACAAACCAAAGCCCUAAUGGGUAGGGUAGCCCUAGCCUGGAGAAGCAGUGUGAAAGCUUGGCAGACAGUAAUAUCAAUGGCAAUAGUGAUAUCAAUUGUGGUUUUAGCUGGUUCGACUCCAGCAGUACUCUAGGAUCGCCAAGUCUUGACUCUUGCCAACUUGCGCCUGAUAUUUUCUGGAAUUAGAUAAGCAGGAUGUGUCCCUCCAGUGAGAGAUUGUGCAUUCCUUUUCAAGUUAUCUCUGGAAUUUCCAUGUGAUGUGGGAUGCAUGAAAUUCUCCGUUUGGUUACUCUUAAGUAUGGUGAUCUGGGAUUCCACAUGUGUCAGACAUUUGGCUGACCCCCCCCAGAAAUAUAAAUAAAUAAUUUUUCAAUCACAAAAAUUACAAUCCACUUUGGUUGCUUCCUGCUAUACAGGAUAGCAGUUCAUAGAUUGUUACCAAAAGUUCUACAUUAGUGUUAGAAUUCAAAUCUUUUAAUCUUGUUUCUGUUCAUUGGUUUCUGAAUGGUCUUAAAUGUCAAACUUUUUGACUGUUAAAAGUUGUUUUAUUUUGAAAACUUACCACCUUUUUUGUGUAAGUGGAUUCCUGUACUCCUAUGUUGUGAUAUAAAAAAAUGUAUCCAUGAGAUAUUUCAGUAAAAGUUGCCAUUUAGUGAAUUGUCUUCAUGUACUAGUUUCUGAAAGUUCUUCACAAUGUAAAUUUGAGCCUUUUUUCUUUAUGGAUGUUACAAUCAUUUGACCAACUUUGCAGUCAUUCAUUUUGGGUAGAUUAUGAGUGCUAUGUAAACUAAGUUUGAAAUGAGUACAUGUAUACCAUCUCUGACAAGCAGGCAGGGCCACAAUCAUUGUAUUAAUUUUUAUAUUUAAUAUAAAGCUACAUAGUCCAUAGGUUCUCAGGCAGUUGCAGACCAACAAUGGGCCUAAGGAGAAUUUGCAAAUUCCUGGGGUUAAGUUUAUGCAUUUCAGUGACAUUGGCCAAGCAUAUUGGUUAUUUGUAUGAACUAUAUAGUUAAUUUAUGCAAGAAUUUUUUUGAUUUGUCCAACCAAUAUAAUUAAGAAAAAUAGUACAACCUAUACUAGGAGAAAAUGGUGCUCGUGUUGCAGAAGAUGUCAUAUAAAGAAUGAAAAACUACAACCUGUUUUGUAAGAUUUACUUGCUUUUAAAUGCUCACUUCACAAAAGAGGUGAUUAGGACACAGAAAACCAACAAUUCACCAGGUUUAUUUAUAAUCUAUUCCAAAUAGAUAGUGGAGUCCUGUAGCUGAGUGAUUAGAGCACUCGCCUUGCAAGCGAGACACCUGGGUUCAAUUCCAGGCAGGCCGAAACCUUGGGCAAGUUUCUUUACUCCACACAGAGCCUAUUAAUAAUCCCUCCAAAUAAAUAAAUAAAUAAUUGGCCAUUUUCAAUCCAUGACUGUUUGUGGGACACUGCUGUGCGCAAUUGACUGCCUGUUUCUCCCACAAAUAUACAAUCAAUUCACUUUACAGUAUAUUCUGUGAAGCGCAUUGAGACGUCUAGAAGAUGUAAAAAGCGCGAUAUCAAAUGCAAGGAUUAUUAUUAUUAAAAACUUGAUGUGCCUUGCUGGUGUGAAGUUUUUACGUCAACCAGGACAUUCUUUGUUAAACAUUUUCUGAUUGAGGAAAGGGUGGGUUCCACAGUUUAUUUGGUUAUACUUAAUAUAAAGAAAACAACCUGGUAGAAGUUAAACAUGGGACCACCUUUUGUCAUUCGUGAAAAUGUAAAAGGUUCUUAGAAAACUACUGACUACAAUAUUGGUGUUCAUUACUACUGCAUUUUUUAACUUGGUCUGUACCAUCGUGGAUGUCAGUGAGCUUAAUAAAAUUAUGUAACAUUU
Molecule: messenger RNA, 4398 nt
Organism: Callorhinchus milii (elephant shark)
Lineage: Eukaryota; Metazoa; Chordata; Chondrichthyes; Chimaeriformes; Callorhinchidae
Product: guanine nucleotide-binding protein G(i) subunit alpha-1
Exons: 9
Coding region: 520-1584 (354 amino acids)
Biological process (GO): adenylate cyclase-modulating G protein-coupled receptor signaling pathway
Cellular component (GO): heterotrimeric G-protein complex
Molecular function (GO): G protein-coupled serotonin receptor binding; GTP binding; G-protein beta/gamma-subunit complex binding
Source: RefSeq, a predicted model, not a curated record